UUUAGAUAAUUUGACUUCUCUAGUACGAUAAUCCUACAUUUCUCACCUGGCAACACGAGCGUCUUAGCUGUUAAUGGACUCUGGUCGCGCGCAGGUCAACUCCAUGGUUUUACACACUCUCGCUGAUUUUACACCAUGGCAGCUUCGGCAAACGCUUGUUUGCUGUUGGUUCUCCCCAGCCCAACAAAAAUUAAUCUACGCGUGCCGUUUGGGGAUAUUUAAUUAGGAGGAGUGACAGAAAUUAGCACCGACGGACCUCGACCUCAUCAGCUAAUGCGCAAAAUGACGGCUUCUUCUUAUAUUUCUCUCUUGUUUGUUGCGGGUUUUCACCUUGUCCUUAGUGUGGACUUGAAGGAGACACCGACACUUGGCUCGACUAAAACUCCCAGACUUCUGAGCAAAGGUUCAAUCGGUGGUGAAUAUGAAUAUGAGGUCCAUCAGAACCACAGCGUGUUCCUAUACCAGGAGGACUCAGACGAGCUUUAUGUUGGAGGGGAAGACUUUGUGUUGAAACUGGAUGCAAAUAACUACCAGGUCUUAGAGAGAUUUCCACUGGAAACGACAAGGGAGCAGCUGUGCCAUGAGGGUCCAUGUAAAAAUAUAAUCACUGUAAUUGAGAAGUUUCAGGACAGCGUGUUUGUAUGUGGAACGAAUGGACUCAAACCAAAGUGCUGGAAGCUCUUUCCCUCUAUAAGUAAUCAGACAAAUGAAAUAGUAGAGAGUUAUGAGGGGACCGGCAUCUCUCCAUUUGUCCAUACACAGAACUCCUUGUCGCUCACAGUAGACCGGGAUUUAUACGCAGCAGCGCCUUUGGAUGCUGAUGGGGGUUCGUUACAGUUCAGGAGAAAAGCUGGCGACAGAACCAACGUCUGGAUGCACGACAGCUGGGUCUCAGAGCCCACAUUCAUUUCGGCGAACUGGGUAAAGCGUGUGGACGACCCUGUAAAUGAGAAAAUUUACAUAUUUUUUCGUGAAAAGAACUCGGACCCCAGCCCAGAAGCCGACCCCUGGAUUUCCCGAGUGGCCAGAGUUUGUAAGGUUGAUGAAGGUGGAUCAAAACGGUUCUUCCAGAACAUGUGGACAUCUUUUCUUAAGGCUCGACUCGUCUGUGGGUUUCCAGAUGAAUCUUUGUAUUUUAACCGUCUCCAAGACGUCUUCGUGAUGCACGCUGAGGAUUGGCAUGACACAAAAAUCUACGCCCUGUUUUCAAGCAGCUGGAACUCAACUGCAGUUUGCAUCUAUUCAAUAGGAAUGAUCGAAGAAAUCUUUGAGAAUUCAACUUUCAGAGGCUACAAUAAAGAGAUUCCUAACCCAAGACCAGGAUCGUGUGUACCAAACAGCAAGAGUCUGCCACGAGCCACUGUGAACAUAGUGAAGGAUCACCCCGAGAUGACGAACUGGGUCCACUCCCUGAAUUACAAAGCUCCGUUUUAUAUAAGCAACAACAAUUAUACAAAAAUAGCUGUUGACCAAGUACAAGGAGCCGACCAGCAAAUGUACAACAUUUUGCUCUUAGCUACUGAUUCUGGGAAGGUCCAUAAAGUCCUAGAGGCUGAGUCGGAGCCCUUCAUUAUAUCUGAAACACAACUCUCCACCGAUUCAACCAUACAAGCAAUGAAGCUUGACACCAAAAAGAAAACAUUAGUUGUGGGUUUUUCUGAGAAAAUAUCCACCGUGGCGCUUCAGAGAUGUGAAGAGUACGCCAACUCUUGUGCAGAAUGCGUCCUGGCCCGAGACCCGUACUGUGCCUGGACCACAUCUGGAUGCACCCGAGCUGUCCCCGGGGGCAUUCAGAAUAUCAUGACUGGGGAAAUAAGUGUGUGCUCUACAGCAGAAGAAGAAUCUAAGCCGCUGAACAGAUCCAAACGACAGGUGGAUUCACAGACGGACUCAAGGACCAUUCAUUCAGUCCCAGACAAGGUCCCUUUCUAUCUGUCCUGUCCUAUAGACUCUUAUCAUGCCGUGUACACCUGGGAGCAUGAAGGACUCAGCAGUCCCUGUCUGCAGAUGCAUUCUGAGUGUCUGCACCUCAUCCCCUCCAUGGCACAAGAAAACUACGGGAACUACAACUGUGUCUCCAGAGAGAAAAACUACACCAAGAUUGUGAAGAAAUACCAGCUGAUGGAGCAGAGACUUCCUGAUGAAACGAAAAACACUCAGUGGAGAAGUAUCAAUUAUUAUCUGACCAACGCAUCAGGCCCUGCUCAGCAGUCGUUAUGGAUUCUGCUACAGAAUGUAGUAAUGUGGGGGAUUUUUAGAUAGCUUUUAAGCUUUUUGUUGCUAGUGCGGUGAAAACUGAGGCCACAAUAAAGAAAAGGUUCCCUUUAAAAAUAUGCAAAACAGCUGAACAAGUAAAGCAGCACCCAUUCUGCUGAGAACAUAUUUAUGCUUGUUGGACUGGAGCAGAGCUUUGCUUGACAGAAACGUCAACAGGAACCCUUCACAGCCAAGGCUGUUUUUAAAUGGGGAGAACAGGACAAUGUUGAAAAGACUCAGGAAGGAGACAGAACUGGUUACCAGUACACACAGUGUGAACAGGUCAAUGUUAAUGCUGCAAUUCUACUACUAAGGAAGUACUUGAAUUCCUUUCAGUUGAGCAGAGUGAAAGAAAAGGAAAUUGCCGAGUGCCAUUUGUUGUUGGCCAUUAAAUGGUAAAACUCUGAGCAUAAAAACU
Messenger RNA from Nematolebias whitei (Rio pearlfish), 2674 nucleotides. RefSeq names its product semaphorin 7A (gene sema7a). The record is from RefSeq and is a predicted model, not a curated record. The transcript is spliced from 14 exons. Gene Ontology annotation, biological process: negative chemotaxis; positive regulation of macrophage cytokine production; regulation of inflammatory response. The coding region runs from base 274 to 2262 and encodes 662 amino acids. Gene Ontology annotation, molecular function: chemorepellent activity; integrin binding; semaphorin receptor binding. Lineage: Eukaryota; Metazoa; Chordata; Actinopteri; Cyprinodontiformes; Rivulidae.